This is a messenger RNA of Spinacia oleracea (spinach), 2261 nucleotides long. RefSeq names its product transcription factor TGA9. Gene Ontology annotation, molecular function: sequence-specific DNA binding; DNA-binding transcription factor activity. Gene Ontology annotation, biological process: DNA-templated transcription; regulation of DNA-templated transcription. Bases 392 to 1960 code for a protein of 522 amino acids. The transcript is spliced from 12 exons. The record is from RefSeq and is a predicted model, not a curated record. NCBI's taxonomy places the organism in Eukaryota, Viridiplantae, Streptophyta, Magnoliopsida, Caryophyllales, Amaranthaceae.
GAGACAGGCCUGUCAAGGACAAGAUUUUCUGUACCAUAAAUAAAAUUCAGUUUUAUUUCAAAAAUCCAUCAUUUUGCAAAAAGAAAAAAAAAACCUCUUCAAAAGAGAACAAUCAUCCCAACUUUCUUUCAAAAAUACAUGUAAUUUGUUUGAAAAAGACUGAAUCUUUCUCUAUCUUCUCAUCUUGUUUUGGUGCCUACCUUUUUUUUCAAACAUUUUGACAAAUAUUUCCCUUUCUUACCACUAAUUCAACUCCCCCAAAGGUAUAAACUUGUGAAAUAAGCUUCCCUUUUUCUUCGAAUUCCUCUGUUUUUCUUUCUCAAAAAUCCAUGCUUAGUUCCAAAUUAAUGGUGGUGCAGUAAAUUAAUUAUACUAUACAGAAGUAAUUUGCAUGGCGUCGAGUCACAGGCUUGGAGAAACUGGUUUAUCACAAUCAGGUCCAUCAUCAAAUCAUCACAACAUUCCUUUCGCGAUUCCUCCUCAUCAUCAUCACCACCAUCAUCAUCUUCAUGGGAUCAACCCUAAUACUACAACUAAUCCUUUCAUGAAUCAAGGAGGACCCUCAUUUGAUUUUGGGGAGCUCGAACAAGCUAUUGUCCUGCAAGGAGUUAAGAUUGGACAUCAUGAUCAACCAAAACCAUCUUUAUUUACAAAUGGAAGCAGACCUGCAGCAACUCUGGAGAUGUUCCCUUCUUGGCCAAUGAGGAUUCAACAAACCACCAGAGGAAGUUGUUCAAAGUCAGGAGGAGAAAGUACAGAUGAUUCAGGAUCAGGAAUUAACACCCUUUCAUCAAGUCAAGCUGAUACACAUUUAGAACAACCAGAAUCUCCUAUUAGCCGAAACCAACAACAGCAACAACAACAUCAACAUCUACAAGGUGGUAGUUUUCAACAACAGCAGCAACCAGUAAUGGCAACUGAUAGCUCCAACAGAACUGGAUUAUCCCAAAAUCCAUCAGCUCUUAAACAACCUCAAGAAAAGAGGCAUGGUGGAACAAAAUCAAAUAAACCGCUUGAUGCUAAGACACUUCGGCGUUUGGCUCAAAACAGAGAAGCAGCAAGGAAAAGCCGACUAAGGAAGAAGGCUUAUGUACAACAGCUAGAAUCAAGCAGGAUUAAGCUAGCACAACUAGAGCAAGACCUUCAAAGAGCUAGAGCACAGGGAUUUUUCAUGGGUGGAGGUGGAGCUGGUGGUGCUCCUUCAAACAUGAGCUCAGUUGAUGGUGUUGCAGGAGCAGCUAUAUUUGACAUGGAGUAUGCAAGAUGGCUGGAAGAUGAUCAUAGACACACGUCAGAACUCCGAGGUGCUCUACAUGCACAUUUAUCAGAUGGAGAUCUUAGGAUUAUAGUGGAUGCUUAUAUCAACCAUUAUGAUGACAUCUUUCGCCUCAAAGGAGUUGCUGCCAAAUCCGAUAUCUUUCACCUCAUUACCGGAAUGUGGACUACUCCUGCAGAGCGUUGUUUCCUUUGGAUGGGUGGUUUUAGGCCCUCUGAACUCAUCAAGAUGUUAACAGCACAGUUAGACCCAUUGACGGAGCAGCAGUUAAUGGGGAUCUACAGUCUACAACACUCCUCACAACAGGCGGAAGAGGCUCUAACACAAGGUCUAGAUCAGCUACAGCAGUCUUUGGUUGAUACCAUUGCAACUAGUACUGUUACUGAUGGCAUGCAUCAAAUGGCUAUCGCUUUGGGCAAGCUUUCUAAUCUUGAAGGCUUUAUUCGUCAGGCUGAUAAUUUGAGACAACAAACCCUUCAUCAACUACGUAGAAUAUUGACAAUUCGACAAGCUGCUAGAUGCUUUCUGGUCAUUGGAGAAUACUAUGGCCGGUUGCGUGCUCUAAGUUCCCUUUGGGCUUCGCGUCCUAGAGAGCACAUGAUGAAUAACGAUAAUUCAUGUCAAACAGCCCCAGAUAUGCAAAUGGUGCAACCUCCACAUCAUAAUCAUUUCUCGCCGUUUUAGAAUGAACAAGGGUGGGCAUCAAGUACAGUCAUGGUGGUGGCUAGCUAGCCCCAUCAGAAUCAUUUCCUCCAGCUUCAACCAGGAAUAGAUUUUAUUUUAUUUUAAUUUCUUAUGUUUUUAUUAAAAAUCCAUUAUCCUAUCAGGUUAUCUUUCACUUGUAAAUCAAAAAAAGGAAGCUUCUCCCUCCUCCGCCGCCCCCGGCCCUUCCCCAACCAAACAAAGCAACAAUGUAAAUUAAUUAAGGUGUAGGUGCGAUUAUAAAUCAUAUUAUUUGAAAUAUAAUUCGCGCUAGCUUUAUCUU